CUGUGCAUGUAGAUCACUAGAUAGGCACAGAGUUAAUGUCAGGACGUGUACAAUGUACUGGUUUAUGACUGAGAGCUGCAUUAAUUCAUAUUUUCAUCUGAAUCGUAUAUUUUUGUGAACAUUAAAUGGAAGUUUUAUUACGUUUGUAUGUGAGCUCUGUAAAAUGUGUUUGAGCAGAGCUGACCACAGGGUCUUCUAUUGUUUCUCCAUGAUGGCUCUAUGGCAAGCCAUAACCUUAUUUAUUGUUUGUGGACUUAUUGAAUGCGAUGACAGCGUGUGCGAUGUGACCUGCACCACAGACUUCAUUUCCAAACUGAACUGCUCAAAUUCUGACUCGGCAGGAACAACAACGUGUAACAUUGUGGCCAACUGCAGUGAUGAAUCUGGAACUGUGGAAGGAAACUGUAGUAUGAAAUCAUCACAAUCCUGGUGUACAAUAGAAUCAGAGGAACUGCAGAUGGUUAUGGCCUAUGAUACCACUUGCUCUAUAACAGCAACACCGAUGACCAAACAAGGGGGUGCAGGGACCCCAUUAACUAAAAACAUGCUUUUAUAUAAAUCUAUCAAGCUGAUACAACCUUACAACCUAAGAUUUGAAAAUAUUGAUGGAGAUUUCAAUCUGACAUGGGACGUGGAUUAUAGGCUUGAAGAGCAUGAACUGUAUGAAAAUUUAUACUACAGAGUACGUUUACGUAUCAAAGGUGACUCCAUCGAAAACGAGAAAAUUUUCACUCUAGAUCAAACCCAGCAAUCAAUGGUUAUUGCCAGUGACAGACUUCUGCCGGGCCAUCGGUAUGUGGCCGACGUCCAGGUUGCAGUGAAUCCCAAUUUGUUUAAAUCCAUGUGGAGUGAAUGGAGCAGCAGUGUAGAAUGGACUUGUGACUAUCCUGGAUCAGAAAAAUAUUAUUUGCCGUUAUUGGCACUGUCUGUUGUGGUGGUCCUCGCGGUUCUGGUGGUGGUGGUCUUUUACAAAAGGAAACCACGGGGAAUCAAAAAGAUGUCUUUAUGGCAACACAUCCCAAGUCCCCAAGACUACUUCAAACCACUUUACCAUACAUAUCAGGGAGACUUUAAGAAAUGGGUCGGACCAGUCCUAACCUUCAACAAAUUUGAUGUUCUGGAGAAGAGUGCCAAUCUGCUGGUGCUUAGUGACAGGCAGCAGACUGAAAGUUCAGAGGAACCCCCAAACAACAGAAACAGUCAACGGCGAGACUCCGACUUGUUCAAUCCCGCCAAUCAAAACUCAUCUAAACUUUACUUCCUCGGAAGCAACAGUCAUGUUUUCACUAACUCCAGUGGCCAUAUAUCAAUGGACACCGUUACAGUGUCUGGCCAGGAUGCCCUCUUGGCUGAGUGGUCCGGUGAAAGUAACAGACAGAGCAUUGAUGACUUUCACAAUGGCACCGAAGCCGAUCAGAGAGCAGUUGAGAUGGCCGAUGGCCAGCCAAGGGCUUUGUUACACAAUGGCAGGGGGAGGAUACAGGUUUUAGACUGUGACGAUUGGGACAUAAAGGACCAUGAAUUGGAGAACGUUGAACAGGUGUCCCUGUGCUCCUUUGGUUCGAAUGAGCACUCUGAUGAUGGUUACCCUCAGAUGGGACUGGAUUUAGAUACCAUAGACAGUGGCUUUCUGGAAUCAGACUGUUCCAGCCCGUCGGGAUUCGAUGGGAAGGAACACACUGAUACUGAGUCACUGGAUGGAGUGGGAGUCUUCCAGUCAAAUUAUGUCAAACAGUGGGUUACUUUCACAGCUGUCCAGGUUGAUAACAGCAGUGAAAACUAAAGGCUUGCACAAAAACCCAUUAUUGUUUUUGACUUUUUGUGUUUGAACUGUGUAUGGGGCUCAAACAAUUUGCAGACACACAACCAGCUUGUGGUCAUAUCCAGGUCAAUGGUUUAAAAACUUUACAAGAACCUAAAGAACAAUACUGACGAAAGAGGAAUAAAAGUGUCACAUAUACUAGGCCCAUCAUAUAGUAUGCCAAACGUGUCUGGAUGAAAUCCAUGGUGAUCUCAAGGUUGGACUACUGCAAUGAUCUCCUUGCUGGUCUUCCAGCAAAGGCUAUCAAACCACUCCAGCUUUUUCAGAACGCAUCGUCUUCUAACAGCCCAAAAGGGCUCAUGUGACUACCCUUUUCAUUUCUCUCCACUGGCUACUGGUUGAAGCCCGUAUCAGAGUCACUAAUGCUUGCAUACAGGAAUAUCACUGGAUCUGCACCGGCAUACUAUCACACCCUCCUACACUCCUACACCCCUCCAAGAACUCUGCGUUCAGCAAACCAACGGCAUCCUGUAUUGCCUUCUCAUAAGGGCAGUAAGUCGCUUUCCUGCUCAUUCUCCUUCACAACUCCUUCCUGGUGGAACAUUCUUCCUAACUCAGUCCGGUCAACCACAUCUGUCACAACAUUCAAAAAACUACUUAAGAGAACCUUAAGGGAAAGAAACUAUUCCAGUUAUGAAUUUAGCUCUACAUUAGCAUGCAUUUGCAAUCACAAACAGUAUCUGACCAAGUGUUUUGUACUUGUUUUCUGUUAACCUGAAUUCUCAAAAGUCUUUUAUUUUCCAGAACCAGCAAAGUAGCACUUGUUAGUCCUUGAUAUUGGGUGAAAUAGGAUACUGCAAAUGCAUUUUCAGUGUACUGGCUAUUUAAUGAGGUUAGACUGAUUCAUAAUGCACUCAAGUGAGAUUUUUUUGAGAGAGAAGUACAUUUAUUAAUACAUCAGCUUGCGGUUAAUGUGCCCAUGCACACAAUUUUGCAAUUGUUAUCAUUUUUUGCUGGCUUGAGCUCACAGCAGAGCAAGAUAAGGUUGUCUGAGAGUCAUGCAAAAAAUGCCACCAUCCUGAUAAUAACACGGGUAAUUCUGCAUAUCAGAUCUUUUGUACAAAUGAUUAGCUGCACUCAGCCAUCCUAAUGUCUGUUGUUUUGUCUUGAAGUGUUCUUUCAUCUUCGUUGUGUGAUAGAAAUGUCCUUGUUGUAAACACAUCACUUGGAUAUAAUGACAUGAUUAUCAGUAUACUUUUAUUGCUAAGUAUUUGUCUGUUGAUGUAAGGGGGGUAAAAUCUUUAAUGUUCAGAUGUGAUUACUGACUAUGUUGUGAACUAGAAGAGUAUGUUUAAGAGCAAACUUUGUAUGUUUAAGAGCAAACUUUUUUUAAAGUCACUUAAAAACACAACAGUUAGACGUUUUUUAUUGGUUUUAUCCUUAUAUUACAAUUCCGUUUAUUCAAGGGAAACUUCACCCAAAAAUUUACUCACCUUCAAGUUGUUCCAAAUGUGUAUACAUUUCUAUGAUCUGAUGAACACUGAAAAAGAUAUUUGGAAGAAUGUUUAUAACCAGACUGAUUUCCCCCCCAGUUGACUCCCAUAGUAGGAUGUUGACGCGUUUUCGCUUCUUUGCCGAAGGAGAUAACAUGUUUACGACAUGCGCUCUGUAAAGCAGUUUGUCCGUUUAGAUCUACUGUAAACAACAUGACGUAGGCUAUUCCAUGCAAGGGGACCCGCGGUGUUUGCAGAUAGAAAUUGCUCAUUCUAAGAUAAUAAAAACACAACACUUCA
Triplophysa dalaica is the source of this 3555-nucleotide messenger RNA. It is a transcript of the gene il21r.1, whose product is annotated as interleukin 21 receptor, tandem duplicate 1. The transcript has 8 exons. The coding region runs from base 164 to 1783 and encodes 539 amino acids. Gene Ontology annotation, molecular function: cytokine receptor activity; protein binding. Lineage: Eukaryota; Metazoa; Chordata; Actinopteri; Cypriniformes; Nemacheilidae. Gene Ontology annotation, cellular component: external side of plasma membrane. Gene Ontology annotation, biological process: cytokine-mediated signaling pathway; immunoglobulin mediated immune response. The record is from RefSeq and is a predicted model, not a curated record.